This is a messenger RNA of Salvia splendens (bonfire salvia), 1043 nucleotides long. RefSeq names its product protein LIFEGUARD 2. The transcript is spliced from 4 exons. The coding region runs from base 135 to 857 and encodes 240 amino acids. NCBI's taxonomy places the organism in Eukaryota, Viridiplantae, Streptophyta, Magnoliopsida, Lamiales, Lamiaceae. Gene Ontology annotation, cellular component: membrane. The record is from RefSeq and is a predicted model, not a curated record.
UCGUCGUCUCCAGAGGCAUCACGAAAUUUCCUUUCUCCCGAAUUUAUACACUUUCGAAAACCUAAAAUUCAAUCCCGGUCAUUUCAGUGAUAAAUUUCUUGAAUCAACAAGAAUUUCUCUAAUUCGUUGCGAAGAUGUGGGGCUACGAUAAGAAUGACGUGGAAUCAGGCCGCCAGCCUCUCUACCCGAUGAUGCUGGAGAGCCCGGAGCUCCGCUGGUCGUUCAUUCGCAAAAUCUAUUCGAUUGUCAGUAUUCAGCUGCUUCUCACCAUCGCCGUCGCCGCCGUUGUCGUCACUGUCCACCCGAUUUCGAAUUUCUUUACCACCACUACGACCGGGCUGGUUCUCUACAUUUUGCUUGUGAUCACACCUUUCAUUGUAUUGUGCCCGCUAUAUUCGUAUUACCGGAGCCAUCCGUUGAACUAUAUACUGCUCGCCCUGUUCACGGUGUCACUCGCAUUCGCAGUCGGACUCUCUUGUUCUUACACCAAUGGGAAAGUUAUCCUGGAAGCUUUUGUCUUGACUGCAGUCGUGGUCGUCAGUCUAACUCUCUACACAUUCUGGGCGGCCAGAAGAGGUUACGAUUUUAAUUUCCUUGGACCCUUCCUGUUCGGAGCUAUCAUCAUACUUAUGCUGUUUGGAAUAAUUCAGAUAUUUUUCCCAAUGGGCAAAAUAAGCACAAUGAUCUACGGUGGGCUUGGAGCUAUAAUAUUCUGUGGAUACAUAGUCUAUGACACCGACAAUCUAAUCAAGCGAUAUGGGUAUGAUGAGUAUAUCUGGGCUUCUAUUGCGCUUUACCUAGACGUCAUCAAUCUCUUCCUAUCUCUACUCUCAGUGUUCAGAGCUGCAGAUUCGUAGAAGGUGGUACAUGUUAUUUUUCAUUUAUUUCUUGUUUACACGUCUAUCAUUUACGUUGGUGUAGUAUGGUACAGUAUUGAAACCCGGUUGAAUCAAUUUAUCAUAAAAGCUGAAGCUGCUGGCAUGCUGAUUUAGUGCCGCUUUUGUAGUUCGAAUCUGUGAUGCCAUGCAAGUUUUGUGCUGAUA